Fraxinus pennsylvanica is the source of this 756-nucleotide messenger RNA. The record is from the annotation of a GenBank genome assembly. NCBI's taxonomy places the organism in Eukaryota, Viridiplantae, Streptophyta, Magnoliopsida, Lamiales, Oleaceae.
AUGACUAUGGAAGCAAUGGAGAUGCCACCGAAGGGUGGGUUCAGCUUCGAAUUGUGCAAGAGGAAUGACAUGCUCGUCAAGAAGGGUUUGAAGGAACCCUCAUUUCUCAAGACUGGGACCACCAUUGUGGGCUUAAUUUUUAAGGAUGGUGUCAUUCUUGGAGCAGACACACGAGCCACUGAAGGACCCAUUGUUGCAGAUAAGAAUUGUGAGAAAGUUCAUUACAUGGCCCCAAAUAUUUAUUGUUGCGGAGCUGGGACUGCUGCUGAUACAGAAGCUGUUACAGCUCUUUCACUGUUGAAGUCUCAUCUUUUCAGCUACCAAGGAUAUGUCUCAGCUGCUUUGGUGCUCGGUGGAGUUGAUGUCACAGGCCCACAUUUGCAUACCAUAGAUCCACAUGGUUCAACUGACACACUCCCAUUUGCCACUAUGGGUUCUGGUUCCCUUGCUGAAAUGGCUGUCUUUGAGUCAAAAUACCGUGAAGGACUGACUAGGGAUGAAGGUGUGAAAUUAGUAUCUGAGGCGAUAUGCUCUGGCAUAUUCAAUGACUUGGGAAGUGGAAGCAAUGUAGAUAUCUGUGUAAUAACCCAGGGGGAGAGGGAGUACCUGAGAAACCACAUGUUGCCGAAUCCCCGCACCUAUAUUAGUCAGAAGGGUUAUUCCUUUUCCAAAAAGACUGAGGUAUUGCGGACAAAGAUUACACCAUUGAGAGAGAUGGUGGAAGUGAUUGAAGGAGGUGAUGCAAUGGAGGAAUGA